Molecule: messenger RNA, 939 nt
Organism: Trichomonas vaginalis G3
Lineage: Eukaryota; Parabasalia; Trichomonadida; Trichomonadidae
Product: glycine-rich protein family
Exons: 1
Coding region: 1-939 (312 amino acids)
Source: RefSeq, a predicted model, not a curated record
AUGAAAUUCGAUCAACCAACAAGAAAUUACCAACCAGUACAGUUUCAACUUACAAAGGGGUCUUGGUUAUUUCGAUUGUGGGGCACACAAGGCGGGUUUCUCUAUAAUAAUAAUGGUGGUAAAGGUGCUUAUUCUGAAGGUUUAUUUAUUACAGACUACAAUAUCACUUUAUACUAUCAUGUUGGGAAAAUGGGUUCGUGCGCUAAUACUGUCAUUACAACAUCCACUUUUGAUGGUGGAAGUAAUUUCAUUGGAAGGGACAAUGAUAGAAGCUGUACUGGUGGAUCUGCUACAUUCAUUUCACGAGAUGAAAAUGGAGAACAGUUAUUAUUGAUUUCAGGAGCUGGAGGUGGCUCAGGACAAUAUGCAGCAAAAAAUGUUGAAUUUAUUGGCGGUUUUGGCGGUCCUUUUGCUGGUGACGGAGUUGGACAAGCAUUCCAAAUUGAAGAAAGUGAAGCAAUUAAAGUUCGAGGAAAGGGUGCUACUAGAAUUCAUCCUGGAGAUGGCGGUUCGCAUCCUGGAGGCACAAAUGAUAAGUAUAUCAAUCGUCCAGCGCUUGGAAAAAGAGGGGAAUACUUGAAAGGUGGCGAUGCAGAUACGGGAGCAAGUGGAUCUUCAGGCGGCGGAGGAAGUGGCUAUUUUGGCGGUGGAGGAGGUGCAGAUAUAGGAGGAGGUGGUGGAGGAAGCAGUUACGCAUCACCUGACUUGUAUAAUGUCAUCCUAUUAGGAGGUGACAAAGCAGUUGACUCUCCUUCAGCCACUCGUGAAGUUGGCCACUCCAAUAAUGGAUGCAUCGAAAUCAUCAAACAUAAUCCAUACACCAUUGAGAAGAACAACAACUCUUCCUGUAAUAGAAAAAUUGUAAGUAUUGUUUACUACUUCCAUUAUCCAACUUAUUUUUCCAUUCUCUUUCUUGGUUUUUUGUUUGAAAUAAAGUAA